UUUAUUAGUGGUUGGAGGGUAUAUGCUCUUCAACGGCAGUGGUGAAUCCUUCAAUGUGGGUGACUUCUUGGAGACCACAUCCCCGUAUAUGUGGGCCAACUUGGGCAUAGCCGCAUGUAUCGGGUUCUCUGUGGUAGGUGCUGCCUGGGGUAUCUUCAUUACCGGCUCCUCGAUCCUCGGUGCCGGUGUCAAGACCCCGAGAAUCACCACUAAGAACUUGAUCUCCAUUAUUUUCUGUGAAGUCGUGGCCAUUUACGGGUUGAUCAUGGCCAUUGUCUUCUCCUCUAAGCUCGUGUCAGUUCCAUCCGCUACCUUGUACAGCAAAGAGAAUUUAUACACUGGUUAUUCGUUGUUCUGGGCUGGAUUGACCGUCGGGAUGUCCAACCUUAUCUGUGGUGUCGCUGUGGGUAUCACCGGUGCCACUGCUGCCAUUUCCGAUGCGGCUGACUCCUCUUUGUUCGUCAAGAUCUUGGUGGUUGAGAUUUUCGGCUCCGUUUUGGGGCUAUUCGGUUUGAUUAUUGGGUUGUUGAUGACCGGUAAGGCCCAAGAAUUUUCCUAAGCCUCAAUUGUAUCGGCAUGCCAAUAUCCAAGAGUCCUUGGUCGAUUGACUCUUUGCCAUAUCCUUAGUUAUUGAAUGACUGCCACGUAUAUUCAUCGAAUAACCACUGACCCAUUAUGCUUUAGCCAUCGAGUGGCUUCAGUUUGUCAUAUACUUUAUUUCUAUAGAUAAGUCAUCAUUAGGACAUGUAGAAAUGCAACC
Molecule: messenger RNA, 760 nt
Organism: Babjeviella inositovora NRRL Y-12698
Lineage: Eukaryota; Fungi; Ascomycota; Pichiomycetes; Serinales
Product: H(+)-transporting V0 sector ATPase subunit c''
Exons: 1
Coding region: 23-559 (178 amino acids)
Biological process (GO): proton transmembrane transport
Cellular component (GO): proton-transporting V-type ATPase, V0 domain
Molecular function (GO): proton-transporting ATPase activity, rotational mechanism
Source: RefSeq, a predicted model, not a curated record